Molecule: messenger RNA, 1123 nt
Organism: Colletotrichum destructivum
Lineage: Eukaryota; Fungi; Ascomycota; Sordariomycetes; Glomerellales; Glomerellaceae
Exons: 2
Coding region: 198-692 (164 amino acids)
Source: RefSeq, a predicted model, not a curated record
UAUCUAUCCAUCCAUCCAUCCAUCCAUCCAUCCAUCCAUCCAUCCAUCCAUCCAUCCAUCCAUCCAUCCAUCCAUCCAUCCAUCCAUCCAUCCAUCCAUCCAUCCAUCCAUCCAUCCAUCCAUCCAUCCAUCCAUCCAUCCAUCCAUCCAUCAAUCAAUUAAUCAAUUUACACACAUACCAGUCGUCAUCUAACGCUAUGGAGAAUUGGAAAACCCUUAUUGCCAACUGCAGGAAGACAUCCGAGCAUAGCAUGGAAGACAAACUCCGCCUUACUGGAAUUCUCAUGCAAGAUGUGUCAUUGUUUGAUCAAUAUCCUGUCACUACCAAACGGCGUUACAAACGGGCUCAAGCACACAUUAACCAACUACGACAACUUAAGGACAUCGGGGACACUGCAUACUACCUGUGCCUAUUUGGAAGCAGCCUAACGUACCUUGAGGCGAAUAUGGAUGCUUUAGAGAAAGAUAUGGAGGGAUUUCUCAAAAGUGCCUCCCCAGACGCUCUCUCCGCCUUUACCGAUUAUGCCCGGCCAAUAGCUGAGAAACACUACUCGGAGUACUCAGAGAGCAAGAAACGCAAACGAGCAGACAGUGAGCUCGUUAGCUCAAAGAGCCCGAAGGUUAAUUACCAGAACUCCCUCUCAGCUCGAUAUUUCUCCACCUGCCUCUUCUCAGUUGAACACUGCCAAUAGCAGCAGUUCUCCUCCCAACACUGAGACUUCCUCCCAACCCGGUGCUGCUCGACUCGAUCCCCCUCGACUCGAUACGUUCGACGACAGGGCCCCUCAAUUCGAUCCCUCCAACCAGAAAGCAUCCCCUCAGCCUGACAGCUCUCCAUUCGCUGCCCUUUCGCUCAAAAAAUCGUAUCACCCUAAUGCUCAACCCAGUCUGUCCGGCAGCUCCCUUCAGCGUAACAUGUCUGUUGACGAUGACCGAGGCCCACUUGGGGGUUUCAUUGCCGCAAACAGCAACGACGCCACCCCUGAAGAAGUAGCACGAGUUUCCGAAACAAUAUCACAGUCAUUCAAUGGUGAAUCACACGAUAUAGACAAAGAACACCUGUAUUCAGUGCUGGCUUACUACAAGGGGCCAAUUUCCCUCUUUAUGCCUCAAUUGCCUGGAC